AUGGAGGUGGAAAACUUCCUCGACAACGUGGCCAAGGAGCUCGAAGAUGAGCAGAAGCGCAAAGUGAAGCCCGAGUCUGGCGACCGCGAGGAGGAUGAUCGCCGCACCCGCAGCGACCGGUCUGAUCGUUACAAUGGCGAUCGUGACUACCGUGACAGCCGCCGCCACGGCCGUGAUCGAGACCGAAGCCGAGACCGAUACCAACCUCGUGAGUCUAAUGGGGAGCGGCGCCACAGCCGUGAGCGCAAGCGCAGAGAUGGAAGCCGACCUCGGUCUAGCAAGAGCAAGGAUGCUGACACAGAUGAAGAACGUGUUAGGUAUCCACGUCGCAGCAACUCACGGGACCGAUACCGUGGAGGUCGCAGGGACCGUGGUGGAGAUCGUGGAGGCGACUACUACAGUGGUGGCGGACGAGGUGGACGUUCUCGCUCCCCUCGUCGGAACCGAGAUGAUCGUCGUGAGGAUCGUUACCGCGACCGCGCUCCCCGUGAUAGGGACGCUGACGACCGUCGUGGCAGUGGUCGCCGUCGUACUCCAACGCCCGAGCCAACCGAGGAUGACCGCGACAAGCGUACCAUUUUUGUCCAGCAAAUCUCCCAGCGCGCCGAGAUGCGCCAUCUCCGCGCUUUCUUCGAGGCUGUCGGUCCUGUGGUGGAGGCUCAAAUUGUGAAGGACAGAGUUACUGGUCGCUCUAAAGGUGUCGGUUACGUUGAGUUCAAAGACGAAGAGUCUGUCCCCAAGGCCCUGGAGCUAACCGGCCAGAAACUCAAGGGAGUGCCCAUCAUCGCACAACUUACCGAGGCAGAGAAGAAUCGUGCAUCUCGCGCAGCAGGCGAAGGAGGCGCUGCCAGCGCUACCAAUGGCGCUCCGUUCCACCGCCUCUAUGUCGGCAACAUCCACUUUAGUGUCACCGAGGAGGAUCUCAAGGAGAUCUUCCUUCCUUUUGGCGAACUUGAGCAGGUCACACUCCAGCGUGACGAGCAGAAUCCGACUCGCUCAAAGGGUUACGGGUUUGUUCAAUUCGUUGAUCCGAACGACGCUAAGAAAGCGCUUACAGAAAUGAAUGGCUUUGAGCUUGCCGGUCGCCAGAUUCGUGUUGGCCUCGGCAACGACAAGUUCACGCCCGAGUCGACCGCCCACCUCCUCCGCAACUUUCCACAGCAGGCGGCUAGCUACCAAGGCUCUGCAUUCAGUGGUGCUGGUGGUCGCGGUGCUUAUGCUGGCGGCUCAGGCGGUGUCUUCGACAGAGCUCAUGGUAGAGAUGAUCGUGGCAUUAGCGGCGCUUCAGCACUCGAUGAUACUGACAUGGCGGGUGUCAACUUCAAGCAGGUCGAUCGCAACAAGCUUAUGAUGAACCUCGCUCGCAACGAGGUCGACGUUCCCACCAAAAAGGACGACCGGCCGAUGGCUAAAGCCCGUGCCCCUGUUGAGAACACGAUUGCACCUUCGAAGUGCAUCAAGAUUCAGAACGCAUUCGAUGCUGACCAGGAGUUAGAACAAUUCGGCCCUAAUUGGGCGAAGGAUCUCGAGACCGAAGUCAAGACAGAGUGCAACUCCAAGUACGGCAAAGUCGUUCACAUCGCUGUUGACGCCAACUCCGACGGAGAGAUUUUCGUCAAGUUCGACUCAGUCAGCGGAGGGGAAAGGGCUCUGCAAGGCCUCAAUGGCCGCAACUUCAACUACCGUACUAUUCGUGCCUCCUACGUCGUCGACAAGGUCUACAACUCCCUUUACGGUGCGGCUGCCGCAUUUUAA
This is a messenger RNA of Didymosphaeria variabile, 1755 nucleotides long. RefSeq names its product Phosphatidylinositol-3-phosphatase SAC1 (gene rsd1). Gene Ontology annotation, cellular component: nucleus. Gene Ontology annotation, molecular function: RNA binding. The record is from RefSeq and is a predicted model, not a curated record. The coding region runs from base 1 to 1755 and encodes 584 amino acids. Gene Ontology annotation, biological process: mRNA processing. NCBI's taxonomy places the organism in Eukaryota, Fungi, Ascomycota, Dothideomycetes, Pleosporales, Didymosphaeriaceae. The transcript is spliced from 4 exons.